AUGAGUUGUUUAACAUCUCGCGACAUUUUCCAAAUUUCCAAAUACUUCAAAAACACUUCUGAUUUUUUCAACAUCGAGAUGGUGUGUAAGAAGUGUCGCGAGAACAACACAAACUUUAUUUCAAACCCUAUACCACUCACACCUCAAAAUUUAAAAAUCUUUGCUUACAUUAAAACGUUCAACGUUUACACAACGUAUUAUUUUAAAGAAGCCAUCUCUUUCUUUUCAAACAAAAAGUUGUUGAAAGUCAAUUAUAUGUACCCAACAACAUACACUUCUUUUUAUAACAACAAAAAUAAAAAAUGGAUAUAUUCCAACGUCGAGUUCACAGCACAAGAUUUUGCAACGUUCGGUCUACCAAUACCAAACAAAGUCAAGUCCCUUGGCAAGAUGUGUUUUAGUCAAAAUUUAACAAUCACUGAGUUGGUUAUACCAAACAACAUACAACGUAUUUGGGAGUCAUGUUUCAAAGGAUGUGAAAAUCUUGUUAAUAUCACUUUGUCGAACAAUUUGACAUAUAUAGGAAAUGGUUGUUUCGAGGACUGCCAAAAGCUGGAAACCAUAAAAUUCACUCAAAAUGUGAUAUUCCUUGGAGAAAAGUGCUUUAAAAAUUGUUUCAAACUGAAAGAAGUUAUUCUGCCGCCAUUCAUUAAUAUGCUUGGGACAGAAACUUUUGAUGGGUGUUAUAGUAUGAGUAACAUUGUUAUAGGAAACAGUGUGACUUCUAUUGGGAGUAAUUGCUUUGCUGGUUGUAAACAACUCAAGUCUAUUGAACUCCCACAAAGUGUCUAUUUUAUUAACGACAAAUGCUUUAAAAAUUGUUUUCGGUUGCAACGAGUUGUUCUCCCAAAAUUUCUUAAAAAACUGGGGAAAGAGGUUUUUGAGAAUUGUUUGAAACUGUCGAACAUCACACUUCCCAAUUCAGUGAGUUCAAUGGGAGAGUAUUGUUUCAAAAAUUGUGAUUUGCUUAAAGAAGCUGUUCUAUCAAGUGCCCUGACUGCCAUCCCCAGUUAUUGUUAUUACAACUGCAAAAAUCUGCGGUGUGUGUAUAUCCCACAGAACGUGAAAUUACUUGGGAAUGUCCCCUUUAAGAAGUGCCCCAAAUUACGGAGUGUAUUUUUCGAUGGAGAUGUCAUUGAGUUUGGGGACAUCUGUGAAUGUGAGUCCGUGUACGUUAUUAACGACAAAUGUAAGAACUUAGCCGGAGAGUUUAAAAGAAAGAAACAAAAGUAUAAAGUCUACAGUCAGGCAGACAACGAGACGAAAGCGACAAUAGAACGGUUAAGACGACAGACGGAUUAUAAUGAGAUGUUGUAUCGCACUCAUUUGACUCAAAAUGAAUUCUUCGAGGUCUCAAAAUACUUCAAAAGUGUUCAAGACUAUAUCAACAGCGAAUUUGUGUGUAAAACAUUUAGAAAUAACAAUGAGAGGUUUAAUGCUAAUCCGAUUCCUUAUGACAAAACGUCGUGGAAAGUGUUCAAACGCAUCACUAAUGUGAAUGUUUAUGAUGAAAUGCAUUUUAAUGUCAAAUUCAAAUACUAUUUGUUGAACAAGAUGGUCACUAUUUGGUAUGAAGUCGAUAAUGCAACUGUUGUGAAUAAUCACAACAAAAAUUGGAAAUACAAGAAUGUCAAAUACACGAAAGAAGACCGAGUGAUGUACAAUGGAACGAUGUCAGAGGGUGUACAUUCCCUUGGCGAAGAUUGUUUUGAACAAGUCGCUUCAAUAUGUAAAUUUGUGAUUCCUUCGACAAUCAGUCGAAUUGGAAAUUCGUGUUUUUCGUCAUGCACAAAUUUGUGUACAAUAAGGCUGUCGGACAAUUUAACAUCUAUAGGAGACUACUGCUUUUGUGGGUGUAAAAAACUUGAAACAAUUGCAUUGAGUUCCAGAACUUGUUACAUUGGAAAGGGGUGUUUUAAAGAUUGCAGUCAAUUGAAUGAAGUGGUUUUGCCAAAGUAUCUUCCAGAGCUUCAAAAUGAAGUGUUUUCCAAUUGUUCUAAUUUAAGAGGAAUAGAACUCCCACAGACUCUUCAAACGAUUGGAGAAAGGUGUUUUGAAAAUUGUCGCAGCAUCACGGAAAUUGCAUUUCCAAAGAACGUUCAAAAUGUUUUUCAAAAUGCUUUCAGUGGGUGCCAAAAACUUGAGUUGAUGUAUUUUACAACGACAAUGACAAGUGUUGAGAAGAAUUCGUUUGUGAUGUGUCCAAACAUAAAGAACGUUGUUUUUGAAGAAAAUGAUAAUACAAUUUCUCUGGUGUUUGACAAUGUUUUUCCCACGACUUUUUGGGUGGGAAAAACAAAUAAAAAAUUACUUUGUGAGACGAAGAACAACGUCAAAGAAAUAUCUGAUGCACCCAAAAAGGUAUUAGAAAGAGUAGAGAAGUAUCGGAGUUUGUUUAAUUAUACAAAAGAAGAUCUUAUAGAAAACACACAAGUGAAAAAUGAUCAACACAAAGUCGAUUCGGGGUUGGAAGAACAGAAAGAAAGUGAUUUUUCAAUCGAAGAACAAAUUGAAGAGAAACAAAAUGCUAUUGCAAAGUUCAGUUUGUAUAUUGAAAUUCCAAUUCCAUUAGAAUAA
Entamoeba invadens IP1 is the source of this 2577-nucleotide messenger RNA. RefSeq lists its product as hypothetical. Bases 1 to 2577 code for a protein of 858 amino acids. The record is from RefSeq and is a predicted model, not a curated record. NCBI's taxonomy places the organism in Eukaryota, Evosea, Mastigamoebida, Endamoebidae. The transcript has a single exon.